This is a messenger RNA of Rhizophagus irregularis DAOM 181602=DAOM 197198, 1362 nucleotides long. The record is from RefSeq and is a predicted model, not a curated record. Lineage: Eukaryota; Fungi; Glomeromycota; Glomeromycetes; Glomerales; Glomeraceae.
AUGAGAUUAGUUUCUGGAAUUUUUUAUGACAAAUUAAUUGGUAUAAUUGGUGGAGUUGGUGGUGGUGGUGUUGGUGGUGGAGGAGGAGGAGGAGUCGUCUUGGGAUUGAGUAAAUUUGGGAAAAGUGGAAAUGCAAUUAUAGAUGAUUUUAUUCUUGAAAAAACAUUAAGAUGGAUUCCUUAUAACAAAUUUAAAAAUGUUGAACAUCUUAGUGAAGGAGGAUUUGGUACUAUAUACAGAGCUAUUUGGUUAAAGAAUAAUGGAGAUAAAGAAGAUGAAGAGGAUGAAGAAGUAAUUCUUAAAUGUCCCAAGAAUUUAAAUGAAAAUUUAAAUGAAUUUUUAAAAGAAUGGGAAUAUCAUACAAGUGUUUUAGCUUCAAGUGAUAUUAUAAAUGUUUAUGUAUUCACAAAAGAUCCAAAUACUUCAAAAUAUAUGGUAGUAAUGGAGUAUGCAAAUAAAGGUAAUUUAAGAGAAAAUUUAACAACAAUAGUCGAAAAUAAUUGGAAUCAAAAAUUAUAUAUGUUGUACGAAAUUAUUUCUGGACUUAAUAAGAUACAUGGAGAAAAUCUUAUUCAUUGUGAUUUUCAUGAUGGUAAUAUUUUAAAUCAUAAUAAUAAGUUUGAUGGUGAUAAAAUUUAUAUUAGUGAUUUAGGAUUAUGUCAACCUGUAAAAUCGUUUUUGAAAAAAUAUGAUAUUUAUGGUGUUAUACCAUUUAUGGCUCCUGAAGUUUUAAGAGGCAAAUCUUAUACUCCAGCUAGUGAUAUAUAUAGUUUUUCUAUGAUUAUGUGGGAACUUACAUCUGGGAUACCACCAUUUAAUAAUAGAGCACAUGAUCUUGAACUUAGUUUAGAUAUUUGUAGAAAAGGUGAACGACCUGAAAUUAUUGAAAAUACUCCACAAUGUUAUGUAGAUUUAAUGAAAAAAUGUUGGAAUGAAGAUCCAUUAAAAAGACCAGCUUCUAAAGAAGUAUUAAAAAUUAUUAAAAAAUGGAUUUUCCGUCCUUAUAAAGAUGAUGAAGUCAAUGAUGAAUUAAAAAGCAACAUUAUGGAAUUUAUAAAUGCACCAAUUGGGCAGCAUAACAAUCUUGUUACUCAAUUUCAUCCUAAAGCAUGUUAUACAAGUCGCUUACUUGAUUUUACUAGUAAAAAAUUGAAUGAAAUUCUUGAAAGUGAAAAUUUGAAUGAUUGUGUGAUUAAAGAUUUGAGAACAUUUGAUGAGAAUAUUAUUAAGUUGAAUGAAAUUCUUGAAAGUGAAGAUUCACAAGCUAGUGUAAAAACAAAUGAAAUACUAGUAAGUGAAAAUUUGAGUGAUUGUAUAAUUAAGAAUUUGGGGUCAUCAGAUAUUAAAACUGAUGAAAAUUAA